Mus caroli (Ryukyu mouse) is the source of this 926-nucleotide messenger RNA. RefSeq names its product granzyme C. Gene Ontology annotation, molecular function: serine-type endopeptidase activity. The record is from RefSeq and is a predicted model, not a curated record. Gene Ontology annotation, cellular component: intracellular membrane-bounded organelle; cytoplasm. Gene Ontology annotation, biological process: proteolysis. NCBI's taxonomy places the organism in Eukaryota, Metazoa, Chordata, Mammalia, Rodentia, Muridae.
CUCCUUCCUCCCCUUCCAAGGGCUUUGUCUCCUCUGCCCUCCUCCAUCCUGAGCAGCCUUCCUGGGAAGAUGCCACCAGUCCUGAUUCUCCUGACCCUUCUUCUGCCUCUCAGAGCUGGAGCAGAGGAGAUAAUUGGAGGCAAUGAGAUCAGUCCACAUUCCCGUCCCUACAUGGCAUAUUAUGAGUUUCUGAAUGGUGGGAAGAAGAUGUUCUGCGGAGGCUUCCUGAUUCGAGAAAAAUUCGUGCUGACAGCUGCUCACUGCAAAGGAAGGGAAAUGACAGUCACACUGGGGGCCCACAAUAUCAAGGCUAAGGAGGAGACACAGCAGAUCAUCCCUGUCGCAGAAGCCAUUCCCCAUCCAGACUAUAAUCCUGGUGACCGUUCUAAUGACAUCAUGCUAUUAAAGCUGGUGAGAAAUGCCAAGAGGACUAGAGCUGUGAGGCCCCUCAACCUUCCCAGGCAUAAUGCCCAUGUGAAGCCAGGGGAUGUGUGCUAUGUGGCUGGUUGGGGAAAGGUAACCCCGGACGGGGAAUUCCCAAAAACACUGCACGAGGUUAAGCUGACAGUACAGAAGGAUCAGGUGUGUGAGUCCCAGUUCCAACGUUCUUACAACAGAGCUAAUGAGAUAUGUGUGGGAGACUCAAAGAUCAAGGGAGCUUCCUUUGAGGAGGAUUCUGGAGGCCCACUUGUGUGUAAAAGAGCAGCUGCAGGCAUCGUCUCCUAUGGGCAAACUGAUGGAUCAGCUCCACAAGUCUUCACGAGAGUUUUGAGUUUUGUAUCAUGGUUAAAGAAAACGAUGAAACACAGCUAGUACAAGAAGCAAACUAGAUCCUGAUCUGACCAGCCAUCUUCCCCAUAGCUGAGUCCAGGAUUGCUCUAGGGCAGAUGGCAGCAACUGAAUAAAGAACUUUCUCUGACUGCAAA